AUGAUUAACCAAAGCCAAAAAUAUGGAACUGCUUUAAUCAGCCAUUUGAGCCAAAUCUUUGAUAGUGAACUUUCCCAUAAUGGUUUGUAUAAUAAGUAUGUUUCAAUCAGAAAAACCUUUCUUGAGGAAGGCGUAACUUAUAAAAGGCAGUUUUUACUUCAUGCUCUUUCAAGAACACCUGAAGUACGAGAAAUGCUUUCAGAUUCAUAUAUUAUUAUCAACCAAGUAGCUGAUAUUUUGCUGCUUAAUGAAGUUGAAAUAAUAUACUGAAGCUUCUUGAUAGAAACUGCGUCAUUAACUGAAAGAAAUAACAACCCUAUUUAUGUUCUUCUUUUCACAGGAUUAAACUCCAAAAAAGCUCUAAACGAUGACGUUGAGUCAAUUGAAUUCAUUUUGAGUCUGAUGGUUCCUGAAUUUGCUUCAAAUUUUGAUUAUUGGACUCUUAUGUCUGAUUCAAUUGAGCCUGAUAUUCUUCAACUAAAUAUUAAGCAUAAUCAACUAAUAUCGCAGCCUUACCCUAAAACUAAAAAAAACUACAACUUGAUGGUAGAAGAAAUAUGCGAGUCGGGGAGAUGGAAUAAAGCAAUAUGGGAUCCUAUUGAUGCAUAUAUUUGAUCAGUAGUGGAAAAUAAUCCUAAAGAAGACGUUGAACUUUCCUGACAUAACGAUAAUUUUGACCAAAUUUUUUGUGAAAGAGAAACAAGCCCAACUAAAUACUAG
Blepharisma stoltei is the source of this 720-nucleotide messenger RNA. The record is from the annotation of a GenBank genome assembly. Lineage: Eukaryota; Ciliophora; Heterotrichea; Heterotrichida; Blepharismidae.